GCCACAAAACAUCCACAUGCAUGUCUCAGAGCAGAACCAUAGUCUUUGCUUGACUAUCUAUGCCCUGGAGAGGAGAGGAGUGAGAUGUGGCCAGCAGAGUUGUUUUUAUCAGAGAGUCAGAUGAGGAGAGAAGUGAGUGAUGAAAAGAGAUAGAGAGCAGAGAUGACAGCUGUUUGACGGCAGGAGGAGGGAGCACAUGUGAACCAUCAAAUGUAAAAAGACAGAGGAUGCACCACGCUGGAGAAACACAGAGCAAGACGUCCAUGUGCUAAGAAUGAGUGAAACUCUAAGACAGCUUGAGCCUCAGCUAUCAGUCCAACCAUCGUCACAGCCAGAACCUGAGAGGCAGCUUCAGCCUCCACCUCUAUUUCAGCUAGCAGUACCCACCCAAGAUCCCCCCACUCCCCGUCAACAAACCCAGCUCCAGUCUGAGCUACAGCUGUCAGAGUCUAACCCUGAGCACCAAACAAAGCCAGCGUGGAUAAACCACCGAAAGCUGCUUCUCUUCCUUUUGGGCUUCUCCUUAUGCGCUGCCAUUCUGGGACUAUCUUACUAUAUGCAUCACAGUCUUCAAAAUAGGAGCAAUAAACAGGCGGGCUCUGAGACUCCAUGUCUCUCUCCAGCCUGUCAGAGGGCCUCGGCCCGUCUGUCCACAUCUGCUGAUCACUUCACACGGCCCUGUGAUUACUUCCUGGUCACAUGCGGCUCUGACAGACUUUCAACAGACAGUGUGGGGAGACAGUUAGGUCAGGGUAUCCCUGGACAGCCACAGAACCAGGAGGAAAAGGUCAUGUGGCCGGAGAGGAGAGGGCAAAGUAAAAAGAGAGAAGACAGAAGAGUGGACAGAAAAAGUGUGCUGCUGCAGUAUCUCAGGGAGAUUUUGGAAUCAAACGACAGACCAGGUAGUACAGCGGCACAGAAAGCCAAAGGAUUCUACCAUUCCUGUUUGGACACCAAAUCCAUUGACACUGCUGGAGCAGAGCCCUUCCUCACACUCAUCCAGAAACUAGGAGGCUGGGCAGUAUCAGGCCAGUGGAAUCGGACCGAUUUUAACUCCACCCUGAGCUUGCUAAUGAGAGACUAUGCCACCUUUCCCUUCUUCAGCCUCCACAUGGGCAAACACCCAAACGAAACUGCCCACAGAACAGCCAAAAGAUACAUACAGAUUGAUCAGCCAGAGCUGUUGAUCCCGACUGAAUGGAACAGCAAGACACAGAAGUCUCAAGCGAACACUCAGACGCUACGUCCCUUCUUGGCAUCAUGUCAGAGGUACCUGGCACUGUUGGGGGCCCCACCCAGCAGCAGCAUGAUCCACGUGGGCACGUUCAUCUCUCUGUCCUCUGAGCUCGCUGUGGCUGCCGCACCUCUGCGCUAUCGUCUGUCGAAAGGGCAGCUCUAUCAGCGCAUGACCAUCAAAGAGCUACAGAGCCAGGCCCCUGCCAUUGACUGGUUGGGUUGUCUGCAGGCCGCUUUCCAUCCGCUGCCUCUCGUCGAAGAUGAUCAUGUCCUUCUGCAUAACUUAGCCUACAUUGUGCAGAUGUCCCGCAUCAUUGGCAAAUGGCUGAACAAGCAUGAGCUGAGAAGCAGCGGCCCCCUUCAUACUUACAUGGUCUUCUAUCUGCUGCACACCCUGAUGCCUGCUCUAGACUCCCGAUUUUCUGAAACAGCGAAGAAUUUGUCUGUAGCUCUGGGUAACAGUGAAGGGGAAGUCCCUCGCUGGAAACACUGCGUGUUAGAGACCGAGAGAGGAUUUGACUUAGUUCUUUCAGAGCUCCUCAUUCAAAGGACAGCACACAGAGAGGCAGAGGAGAUUAUUCAAAAUAUCUUUUCCUUCUUCAAGUCCAAAUUACGCGAACUCAUGGGGACAGAUCAGAAGUCUCUCCAGUUUGUCAUGAAAAAGGUUCACUCUUUAAUUCCAAGACUUUGGACUACAAAAGAGAUCUCUAGUGAGGCAGAUCUUGACCUGCUUUUUUCCAAGGUGACAGUCAGCACACGUGGCUUCUUCUCCAACUACGUCCAGCUACUGUCCGUGUGGCAAAAGAGGCGCAGUCAGCUCUUGACUGAGCAGACUGACGCGACUGAUAUUCUGUCUGUUACUCCACUUCUCCUGGGUAAUGAGCUCCGCUUUCCAGUAGGAAUGUUCGUCCCUCCCUUCUUUCAUCCUACAUAUCCCAGGGCAAUGAAUUAUGGUGCAAUAGCUUUCCUUAUGGCCAAAGACAUCCUCCACCUGAUCCUGUCUGACAAUUGUUUACUGGGAUAUCGUGUUAAUCUCCAUUGUGGUGUAGUUUAUUCUCAGAGUGAGACGGUGUACGCCGUGGGGGAAUGUGUGUGGGCUCACUACCUCGCCGUCACACAAAAAACAGGCCGAGGUCGAGCGUUUUCUCUCUCGGCAGCGCAGCAGCAGGAGGUGUGGGUGCAGUAUUCUGCACUGCAGAUAGCAUUGCAGGCUUAUCACCAGAGUCUGAAAAACCACCCGGGUGACACUUCCAUCUCAGGACUAUCACACACUCGUUUGUUUCUCACAUCUUUUUCUCAGGUUAACUGUGACUCAGACCCAUACCGUAAAUUCAUGCCCUUGGAGCCCUCCUUUUUGAUUACAGUCAUUUGUGCCAAAUCUAACCUGUGUCCUACAAGCCUACAGUGCCACAAUAAAACCCAGCAGCACUUAUUACAACCAUGCUGAAUACACUCCUCUAAAGACCUGCAGGUUUUGUGUUUCUAGUUUCUGAUUAUUACGGAUUGUCUUUAAACUAUCAACUUGGUGCUGUAGAAAUUAAGUGUACACAGUGGAUGUUGGCAAACUCUUGUUACAAUAAAGAUCAUUAACAACAGAUAUUUAUGGUGACAGCACCUACAGUAUGUAAGGUGACAUUUUUGUAUCAGUAGUUUUUAAAUGUUUGCAUUUCCAUAUAUCGCACAAGCUGUUAAGUAUUCAUCUAGAUAAAAUAAAGAUUUGAAAAUUCAUUUUCACUUAAUGUUUCACAGUUUCACUUUAUAUUCUCUAUAUUUCCCUAACCCUAACCCAUGGUUAAACCAAUUUACAUUACAACACCAACAGUUUUAAAUGAGCUCCUAAUAAGCUGCAGGUUAGUCUCCUGGACCAGCAGUUAGUCACACAGCAACUAAAGAAUUGCUAUUUUUCUACAAAAUUACAACAUUACCAUUUCGAAAUCAGGUCACAUGUGCCUGUCAAACUUUCUAAUAGUCCAGUGGGCACAGAAUCCACAGAAACAAGCCUGAAAGACUCCCAAACCAAAAGGCAAAUCACACAAACCAACAGGCAAGACUCAAAACCCAGCAGCCAGAUCACACAAACCAAAAAGGAAGACACCCAAAGCAAGAAGAAAAACACCAAAGCCAGUGGGGACAAGAAGGUCUGCCAGUAACCAAGCGGCAUCGGUUUGAAAGGCACCAAGGAAGGCUCAAAGUGCCAAAACAAAACUGCCAUCAGAAUAAAUCUUCUUGGAAAAGACAGCCACAAAGACAGAGGCUUGCUAA
Molecule: messenger RNA, 3498 nt
Organism: Chelmon rostratus (copperband butterflyfish)
Lineage: Eukaryota; Metazoa; Chordata; Actinopteri; Chaetodontiformes; Chaetodontidae
Gene: kel
Product: Kell metallo-endopeptidase (Kell blood group)
Exons: 18
Coding region: 275-2683 (802 amino acids)
Biological process (GO): protein processing
Cellular component (GO): plasma membrane
Molecular function (GO): metalloendopeptidase activity
Source: RefSeq, a predicted model, not a curated record